CCCGCUGUCGAAGCUGCGGGUUCAGAAACUAACUUGGACGGUGAACUACCACUAUCUGCGCUUCCAGAAGAGUUGCUGAAAACGCCUCAGACUAAUAGUACAAUUAAACCAUCCGAUAAGACAUUCGAAAUCGCGCGAUCUGGUGCUCAGAAAAAACGGUUACCUUUCGUCAAAACGCCUAAUGAUGCGGAGGUGAAUUCCCCAAUAUCUGCACCAAUGGUCAGUCCUGUACCGAAUCAGGAAACUCUGGCCACUUCACUACCAGCUUCCAACUUAAACACCACAUCGUCUGUCACUAAAGCAUCCGGUCAAAUAGAGAGCACCCCGCAGGAUUCUUUGGGCGAACUUCCAAAAAAGCUUGCACCUUUAGCUACUAGCGUAAACCCAGAUUCACACUCAACCGAGGUCGAGUUAAGUGCAUGCGAUGAAUCCCUAACGUUUGAUCAAUCUUACAGUGGAAUUGAAAAGUCCAAUCAAUCCUCUCUGGCAAUGGGGCACUCUUUCUUGGCAAGUAAAGUGCGGCCAUUCUGUUCGGCCGAGCGUUUGGGUGGGGUUUCACGUCUCAAUUCACUGUCCAUUUCUGCUUCGAGUGGACCUACUCGCUCAAGCGCACUUCACCACACAGGCAAAAAAAGCAGAGCAAAUUCAACACUGAACAACUCACGCUCUGGAACCGGGCUCUCCACCGAGCGUUCUCAGUCGGCACUAGCAUUGAAGGAACAGAUACUAGCCGAAAAACAGCGGAUUUAUCGGGAACGUCUGAAGGAAAAUGCUGAGCGUCUUCGCGCUUUUCAAGAGGCGAAACAACGAGAGCGCGAGGCUCAAAAACGCGCAAACGAAGAGCGCCGUUUGGCGGUCAAAAACAAAGCUCAACAAAUGGCUGAAAUGCAGCGCACGAUUGCAGAGAACAAACAACGACUAGAAAAAGCUCGGGCUCAAGCGGAGGCUGCCAAACAAAAAACCGCACCUAUGCCCAAAUCCGCUCAGCCCCAACCGGCGGUACCAAGGCUCACUCCCAAUGCGACCCAGUCUUCUAUGCGCCUACAAGUUGUCAAACUCCCUUCUUCAACUGUGUUGAAGCCAAUACAAGAUUCUCACCCACAUGCAGCAACCAUGCACACUAGCCAGAACGCACCCAAAGUAAUCGGGACAAAUGUUGAACCCGUACGUCAGCAGCCGAUCGCACACACUACACAGAAUACAUUAGUGCACAAAUCGCACGGUCAGACUGUUGUUCAAGCCACACUCACUAGUACAGUUCAUCCGGAGCCAGUAGUUCCUAAUUUGGACACGAGCGCAAUAAAUGAACCGUUUGACAUGUCGCAGUUGAAAUCGGAUUCAGAUUCGGAUGAAGAUCAACCAGCUCGCAAAAUUCCUGGUUGGUCUCGCAAGGACAAUCGAAAUCUGCUUGAGACGUUGCGGCUCAUACAUUCUGGUCAGUUGAAGUGGCCUUCCGAAUUCGCAUCCGCUACACAAAUGACCUUUGAUCUGGAUGAGGUGUUUAAUGGCUACAAAUUCCAGCACAAGCCACGCACAAGCAGUGGUAUAUGGAAUACUCCCAGUGGGCAGUGCUCUCGUGAACAUUGA
Molecule: messenger RNA, 1587 nt
Organism: Echinostoma caproni
Lineage: Eukaryota; Metazoa; Platyhelminthes; Trematoda; Plagiorchiida; Echinostomatidae
Source: the annotation of a GenBank genome assembly